Lactuca virosa is the source of this 873-nucleotide messenger RNA. Lineage: Eukaryota; Viridiplantae; Streptophyta; Magnoliopsida; Asterales; Asteraceae. The record is from the annotation of a GenBank genome assembly.
AUGGCCUCCACAGUGUGUCAAGGUUUGCAAUCUUGCCUGGAACCUCCUCUAACAGAAUCAACGGUUUUAACCCACAAAUCGUCUUCAAAACCUUCCCAACUGCAUCAAAAACCGAAUACCGAAGCAAAUUCUGUGACAGGCGAUAAAAAUGGUGAGAGAGUUAGCAAGAACAAUGGGUUCAGUUUUUUUAAUGUUCUUGAAAACCCGUCUUCCAAUAGUAAUUUUAAAAAUGAGGAAGUUUAUGUUCAUCCAAUGGUGAAGCUUUCUGCUUCGACAUUAAGUUCGAUGAGCUUAGAAAUGUGUACGGAGAGUUUAGGUACUGAAACUGGGAGUGAUGUGAGUGAAAGCAGUGAUGAGCUUAACUGGGAGGAGAGAGAGAUGUUUCGGUCAAAAGCUAGGAAUUUAUACCGGAAAGUGGCGAGCCGGAGCCACCGUGGAGGCUUUCCGCCGCCGUUGACCUCCAUUAGUGGCUCAGAUGGUACUGUGAAAGUGAGCCCUCACAGGGAAGGUGGCCGGUUGGUAAUCAAAGCUGUGAGUGUUUCUGACUGUGGUACAAAGUUUGAAGCAGAACGUACGGAUGGGAGACUUAGGCUGUCUCUGUCGAAGGACUGUUGUGAAAAUGUUGAAACUGGGAGGGCUAAUAAGAAAAAGGAAGGUGGUGAAGAAGAAUCUUGUGAUGGUGACGUGGAAGAUGGUGGGUGGUGGUGGGGGGUAGAUGGACGUAACUCAAACUCAAAACGACCAACUCGGGUAGCAGCAAACUCGUUCGAUCAAGAGUCGACUGAGUUUAGGUUAAGGAGUUGCAAAGACGGUGGAAACGGGAAUAAGGGAAUAGGAAACUGGAGUUUGUUUCGGCCGGUGGUCAUAUCUUAA